CACAACAGAGGCUUCAUCAGACCUCCCAGUGGCACAUUAGUCGAGUGGCCAGAUCUCAGCAGUAAGCUUUUCCUCACAUCAUGAUGGACCGUCACUCCAACCAGACCACAAAUGGCACAACCAGAAUGAGUUCUUUGGAUCUUUUUACCAUUUCACUCCACGGGAUGGUCUCUACCAUCGGCAUCAUUGAAAACCUCCUCAUCCUGGGAGUGGUGGCCUUCCAUGUCCGCCGCUCCGUCAUCAGCAUCUGGAUCCUGAACCUGGCGGCGUCAGACCUGCUCGCCACGGCCUCCCUGCCUUUCUUCACCGUCUACCUGGCCAGGGGAAGCACCUGGACCAUGGGAAGAAGCUUCUGCUGCAUCCACUCCUCCAUCUUCUUCCUCAACAUGUUUGUGAGCGGCUUCCUGCUGGCAGCUAUUUCCAUGGACCGGUGCCUGAUGGUGCUGAAACCUGUCUGGAGCCAGAACUACAGAAAUAUCAAAUUAGUCAGCAAGAUCUGCGCGGUGAUUUGGGCCAUGGCUGUGAUCUGCACGAUUCCCUUCUACAUGUUCCGCGACAUCAUUCCCACCCCCAGCGGCAAAAUCCUCUGCUACUACAACUACAAACUAUUCCCCCCUCACAAGCAGUGUGACAUGAAGGCUUUGGAAAACCAGCGCAAGCAAGGCCUGGCUUUCAUGAAGUUCUUCAUGGCCUUCCUGAUCCCUCUGUUCAUCAUCGUCUCCAGCUAUGUCGCUGUGAGCACCAGCCUGGCCCGCAGAGGCUGCCAGCGGCCUUUCCGGUUCGUCCGGCUUGUCUUUGCUGUCGUUGUGAGCUUCAUUGUCUGCUGGGCACCGUACCACAUCUUCAUCCUCAUGGAGAUAUUGACCACCGUCGAAAAUCCAGUUAAUCAGUUUGCAAAGAGGGCCCUUCCGGUUGCUACGACCAUUGGUUUCCUCAACAGCGUCCUGAACCCCGUCCUGUACGUGUUCAGCUGCCCGGACCUGUGCCGUAAGAUCAGGCAUUCCCUCGGGGCGGUGAUGGAAAGCGUGCUGGCGGAGGAUCUGGUGGAGCUGACCCGGCGCCGCAGCACUGUUCAUAGCGCCAUCAGCAACUCUGAGACUGGUCUGAGGAAAAAAAGUUCAGUGGCGAUGUUAGCUCUGAAAGGAGAGGAGCAAGUGCACACCGAAAGUUUCAGUAACUAGUGUUAGGAUUUUAUGAAAUUGUUAAAGGUAUGAGGGUUUUUUUCUAUAAGAUUGUACACUGAUGGUUGCUCUCAGUGCAGAACCACUUCCUGUUUUUAUGACCAGACUGAUUAGCUCAGUUAGGUGAGGACGGUGAAGAGGAACGGGUGUUUAAGAUUGAUUGGUCCUCUCCUGUUUUUCUCUGAGUUUUAGUUGUCGUAGAUCUUUGCUGGGUUGGCAUGUCGGAUUAGAGAUAAACAGAAAUAUAUGGCUGAAAGUGUGACAUGUUUAAGUUUCUUUCCUUGCAGUUGGCCUCCCAGAUAAGGUUCAACAGAUAAGGUUUAACAUCGGCUCCUACAAUGUACAAAGCACCUCCAUUUUUCAGUAUGAAUAUGACUGGAUUGAUGACCACAGUGUGCAUUUCUCUCCUACCUCUGUGGUUUGAGAAAAGUGUACCUCCGGCUGGAAAACAU
Messenger RNA from Cololabis saira (Pacific saury), 1633 nucleotides. RefSeq names its product prostaglandin D2 receptor 2-like. The record is from RefSeq and is a predicted model, not a curated record. Bases 81 to 1181 code for a protein of 366 amino acids. Gene Ontology annotation, molecular function: complement receptor activity; G protein-coupled receptor activity. Gene Ontology annotation, cellular component: plasma membrane. The transcript is spliced from 2 exons. Gene Ontology annotation, biological process: inflammatory response; complement receptor mediated signaling pathway; positive regulation of cytosolic calcium ion concentration. NCBI's taxonomy places the organism in Eukaryota, Metazoa, Chordata, Actinopteri, Beloniformes, Belonidae.